Bolinopsis microptera is the source of this 2257-nucleotide messenger RNA. RefSeq names its product MKI67 FHA domain-interacting nucleolar phosphoprotein-like. Gene Ontology annotation, molecular function: RNA binding. The transcript is spliced from 6 exons. Gene Ontology annotation, cellular component: nucleolus. The record is from RefSeq and is a predicted model, not a curated record. Gene Ontology annotation, biological process: maturation of LSU-rRNA from tricistronic rRNA transcript (SSU-rRNA, 5.8S rRNA, LSU-rRNA). The coding region runs from base 26 to 628 and encodes 200 amino acids. Lineage: Eukaryota; Metazoa; Ctenophora; Tentaculata; Lobata; Bolinopsidae.
UAAAUACAUUUAUUGAGAUACAGUUAUGGGUAAGAGAAAGCUAAGUACACCUAAGAAUCCUGAUGUAAUGUCCCUGGAGACUCCGAGCAAUGAUCAGACACUUGACAAGGACUAUAAAGGUAUGGGUGUAGUGUACGUAGGACACAUUCCAAACCACUUCCAAGAAAAAGAGAUGAGACAGUUUUUUGGACAGUUUGGUGACAUUCUGAAGCUAAGAAUAUCUCGCAGUAAAAAAACAGCUAAUUCUAAAGGAUACUCCUUUAUCUUGUAUGAGAAUGAAGAAGUCGCGAAGAUUGUGGCGAAUACUAUGAACGACUACAUACUAUGUGGCAGAUUAUUAAAAUGUCAGUACAUACCAAUGAGCAGAGUCCACAAGGACACAUUUAAAGGUGCCAGCCGACCCUUCAAGAAAAUAGACUGGCAAGGCAGAGCUAAGGUUGAGCGCAACAGGGUGAAGACAACAGAAGAACAUCAGAAGAGUGUUAAGCGACUUCUUAAGAAAGAAACAGAAAGGAGGAGGAAGAUCGCUGCACUUGGAAUUGAUUACGAUUUCGCUGGAUACGUAAGUAUAACCUAUAUUUGUAAUCUGAAAGUAAAUAUAGUCACUAGAUUCGACUUAUAUCAGUGAAAUUAUGGUAUGGUCAGAAGACAAACUUGAUAGAAACGAAAAUAGAGAACUUUCAGACGUAAGCCUCAAAAAUGCCAAUUCCUAGCUGUGCAAAGACAUACUGGAGAAUUUAUCAAAGUUCUCUCUUUGUUCUACAAAACCGGGUAUAUUUAUAAUACACCUCAGUUAUUUAAAGAUGCCAUAUAAUUUUGCAUAUUUUGAUCGGGUACAUAAAUACUAUAGCUAUUAGCAAUUAUAGCCUGACAAGUGACAAACGUUAAUAAGAUAACAGUUAGUGUAAGGAAGGCGUGUAAACUGUAUCUCAUUUUCAUAUUUUAUCGAAUACAUAACACCCCAUUUUUCUCAACAAUUUAUUGAAAUACGAAAAAUAUCAAUGUGACAGAGUACUGCUAUACAUUAUAAUUUUUGAUAAACUAUACACAUAACAUCAGCUUCAUCUCUGGGUGAUAAUUAAUGGUGAUGGAAAAAAGCAAGAAUUCAUCGUACAAAAAUACUGCUGAGCGCUUGUCCCUUGGGUCAUAUGUUUAAGUUGGUACGGUUAAAAUCUCAAUAUCUUCGCCGUUCCAUGGGAAUACAACUCAAUUAGAAGAUAGACCUUUAUUUUAAAUUAUAAACAGUCUUAGUAGACUCACUAAACUAGCAAAGCUAAAACUAAAGAUCCUGUGGUAUGCCCUCCAUUAUAAGUUUGUUCUGCCCGAUUAGGUUUCUUCUAACAACGCAUACACCUCUAACCUCCUACUACAAGCCUGCAAAACACUACACAUAGCCUCAUAGUCAUUCACCAGCAGGGACAUGAACACUGGUCCCUUCGUCGUCCUCUCAAACAUAUUCCACAAACUGAAGCUCUCCAGCCCGACUAUAAACCAGUGAACUACUUUGUGGGAUAUCUCCAGAUCAUCUCCGGUAGUUUUAUCAGUUUCAUAGGAUACCCCGGUGUGGGGGUCUCUCUCCACUGACAAUCUCAGUUUGAACGCGGGGUUCAGGCCUGGUUUGCUGGUCAUAGGGAAGGUGAAGGAGGCGUACUUUCCGUUUCGUAGCUGCUGGACUAGAUUUGUGUUACAUUUGUAGCAAACUGUCGUGUGGUUGUUUUCUACUAGGGGAGCUAUCAAGGGAAUAUUGAACUUUGACAUGAUGAAUUGUCUCAAGUACUUUAUUUGAAUCGGGGAGGUGUUCGGGAGAUCUAGUUCUUUCCAAAUUUCCAUAAUAUCAGACUUUUUUGGCUCGGCGUGCUCUGUCCAGUCCAGGAAUAGUUCAAUAAACAGGUAUUCAGGAAGAUUGAGAGAUUUCUUGAGCUCCACAAACUGUCUCCGGUCAAACGAUCGCCAAACUUUGUUAUUGAGUGUCUCUUGUAUUGAAAUUACAGGAUUAUUGAUGUCGACUGCCUUUAUCAUCUGGGUAUUUCAUGAUUAUUCAAUUGUAUAACAUGAACAAUGAACAUUUUAUUUCUAAAAUGGAUACUAUUACUAAGAGCAAUUGUAACCAAAUAUAACCACGGUUAAUUCAGUUAAUAACAGUUAUUCAUACAAUCACUUGAAAAGUAACAAACAUGUAAUGAACCUGGUUCAUAACUCUCUUCAUCAGGCCACUCUCCAACUUUCUUAUCUGUUGGGUAGUCUCUCGUGGCAGUUC